CUUGAUCUAUAUCUAUGCUACGGUCAAUCCAGGCAUUGCCAUACUCUUUCAGAAGAGCCCAGCUCAUCUGCGGAAGGAGGAGGUUUGCUCACUCUGCUAAGUGGUUUGCAUCAUAUGCGAAAUCGCCAGCUAAGUCUUCUGGCAAGCCCAAGAUAAUCUCGAGCGAAGAAAAAGUAUAUAAGUUUGGAAAUGGCCCAGCCCUCAAAACCUUCGACAAAGAGGAUCUACGGGGUUUGUCUGGACUCUACGAACGAGUGCAAGAAUUUUAUCAGCUCAAGUUACUUCCGGAAGUGAGAUCAGCAAUGAUAGAAGAGCUGAAAGAGAAUACGGUUCUUAAGUCCCAGAACUACAUGAGUCCAAACCGGAAAAAACUAUCGGAGUCUGAGCUGAAUGGCCUUGUGAUACGACCUACGAACAUCCAAAAAGCUGCUAUCAAGAUUAUUAAUGGCACCCCCAAAACCCACAAGCUACUAAAUCCUUAUAUACUGGCUGGAGAAACGGGAUCGGGGAAGACGUGGGCAUACUUGGCACCACUUUUGCAAAAAUUGCGAGAGUUCUAUAUUGCAGAGGGGCAUGAACAGUCCAAUAAGCCCGGAAUACGAAGUGUUAUUCUACUUCCAACCCACGAACUGGUUGACCAAGUCUUCAAAACUGUGGAACAUACCAAAAAUACCUUAGGCACGAAAGUGGCUCUGUGGGACUUGGACUCGAACUUCAAGGAUUUUAUGGAUAGUUAUAGACAAGGAAUUGACGUUCUGGUCACCACCCCAGGGAAACUGGCGUCUUUGGCAAAAUAUGAUGAUAUUCAAAACCUCAGACAGUUGCUGAAAAAUGUCAGCUUUUGUGUGGUGGACGAGGCAGAUACACUCAUGGACGAAUCUUUUAUCGAGGAUACCUAUGACCUGCUGAAAAAAAUGAACGGCUUGCGUCACUUGGUCUUCGUCACGGCAACCAUCUCCUCCUCGCUGAGAAAAGUGGUUAAGUCAUUGUUCCCGGACUUUGUUCCAAUCACCACUCCAUCGCUCCACAAGAUCCCUAAGGCAAUUGAGGUCCGUGUGAUAGACGCCAAACCCAAACCUUAUAACGGGUCGCGGUUAAAAGCACUGGCUCAAGUUCUUUACGCUAUCCAUUGUGAUGGAACAGAGCCGGGUUAUGAAAAGAGAGUUGUCGUCUUCGUUAACGAGAAAAAGCAAGCUCCGAUUUUGGCCCAGCAGCUCAGAGAGAGAUACAAACAUGAUGUAGAGAGCAUGACGUCAGAUGACACUCCUGAGGAUCGAAGACGAAUUCUAGAGCCUUUCAUUAGUCCACCCCAGCCACUGAAGGAUCCUUCCAAGCCAACAUUGAAAGUGCUCAUAUGCACAGACCUCAUGUCCAGGGGUAUCAAUUUCCGCGGCGUGCGUAACGUGGUACUUUACAAUAUUCCAAAUAUGACCUCGGAUCUGGUCCAUAGAAUGGGACGGACAGGCAGAAUGAACCAAUCGGGAAGAGCGUUUCUGAUUCUGGAAGAUAAAAGCGCUCCUAAUACCAAGGGACUUGCGAAGGUGUUGCGUAAUAACAGACGUUUGGCGUAAACGAUAUUUGUACGUAGAUCAAGUAUUUUCAAGACUCAUGAAGGUAGUAGGCCAAUGGAGCCGAUUUUUGAGUAUCCAAGGAUGUUUGCCGAUUUCCGAAAGUUUGAAGCGCUUCUCUGGCUCGUACUUCAGCAACUUGCGGAUAAGGUCGGCGGCAUCUGGUGAGACAAAAGACGGAAUGCGAAGGUCCACUUUUGCGAUGCGUUUAUACGUGGUGCUUGAGUUCUGCUCUUCGAAAGGAGGCCUGCCAACCAGAAACUCAUACAGUAGGAUGCCCAGUGCCCACACGUCCACUUUUUCGUCGUGGGUUUUGGCUUCCACCAUUUCUGGUGGUAGGUAAUCUAAAGUGCCGCACAUGGUCGUUCUUUUGGAAUGCCCGGGAGCGUAAACGCUCCACCCAAAAUCCGAGAGUUUGAUUUGGUUGUUGAAAUGAAGCAGUAUAUUUUCCGGUUUGAGGUCUCUGUGAACGAUAUGUUUUUUGUGUAAGUAGCUGAGCGCGCUGGCGACUUGGAAGGUGUAGUAGGACGCGGUGACGUCAUCAAACCGCCGUUUGGAUUUGAGCACUUUAUACAACUCCCCUUCAGCCGCGUAUUCCAGAAUCAGGUACACGUUCUUCUGAUCGUGAAACCAGCCAUACAAACGUAAACAGUUCACAUGGCGCACGUUUGCCUGUAUCUCGAUUUCUCUGACGAAUUGUUUCUCGACCUUAUAGUUUAGCAGUUCGCAUUUGUCCAUGACCUUCAGUGCACACACAAACCCCGUUGCGAUCUCCCGUACACAGUAGACCUUACCAAACUUACCUUUUCCCAGUUUACGACCGAGCUCGAAAUCACUGAUCUUCCAAUUCUUAUGGAGCUGUCUGGGCAAAGAUUCCAUGGGGGUCGACUUGCGUAGUGACAGACGGUUGAAUACGGAGCUGUGAGAGUCCAUAGAUCUGCGCACUGGAGACUUGGUGGGCCAAAAAGGACUUU
Messenger RNA from Ogataea polymorpha, 2542 nucleotides. RefSeq lists its product as uncharacterized. Lineage: Eukaryota; Fungi; Ascomycota; Pichiomycetes; Pichiales; Pichiaceae. The transcript has a single exon. Gene Ontology annotation, molecular function: ATP binding; nucleic acid binding. Gene Ontology annotation, biological process: maturation of LSU-rRNA from tricistronic rRNA transcript (SSU-rRNA, 5.8S rRNA, LSU-rRNA). Gene Ontology annotation, cellular component: nucleolus. Bases 15 to 1571 code for a protein of 518 amino acids. The record is from RefSeq and is a predicted model, not a curated record.